Gamsiella multidivaricata is the source of this 1270-nucleotide messenger RNA. RefSeq lists its product as uncharacterized. The transcript has 4 exons. Lineage: Eukaryota; Fungi; Mortierellomycota; Mortierellomycetes; Mortierellales; Mortierellaceae. The record is from RefSeq and is a predicted model, not a curated record. The coding region runs from base 106 to 1149 and encodes 347 amino acids.
CACAAAGUCUCCGCUCAUUUUUACUUCCAGGGACAAAGACGUUGCCAUCCCUUUGAAUGCUCCGCCGCGUUGACUAUUGAGCAGCUAGCCCUACGGUCUAUAAAAAUGCCCGGUGGCGCCCUCAACGCACUUGUCUUGCUGUUAUGUCUUUUGCCAUUCAACGACUUUGAUCCUCAACCUCAUCGUAUUCCGCUGCCCUUCUGCACCCCACGAGCCUCCUAUUAUUUCCCGCGUACACUUUUAUCCAUAAUGGCUGAAGGUCCAGAAGCACCACGUAUCAUUUCCCUGCUGGUGUCAUUGCUGGCCAUUUCGCUGAUGUCAGUCCUCUUUGGACGCAAGACUUCGGGCACGCACAUGGCCAAUAUCAACUACGCACGCGGCCUUGUCAUCUCUCUAUACGUCGUUUCUUGGGCAUUUACCACGAUUGCAGCCAUCCUCACGUCCACCAAUACCGGAAACAUCGUGUCUUGCACUUUCUCCAUUUUUGUCUGCCUAUCGCUGUAUGCUGCCUCAAAGAUCAUUAUCUACCUGUUCCUGAUUGAGAAGGUCUACGUCGUUAGUUCUGUCACUACUACGCGCAAGGACACAAGGCUGUAUCGCCUUAAUAUCCUGCUUCUGACGCCGUACACGGUCAUUCUAGUGCUUAUGAUCCUCAAUCGCGUUGCGGUCCUCAACGAGGAUGGGGAAUGCUUCAUUGGUCUGAAGCCGACGGCGUCCAUUACGCUCAUCUUGUACGAUAUCUUCAUCUCAUGCUGGUUGACAGUUCUCUUUAUUCGCCCACUCAUGAGCACUACCUCGGUCCUUCAGGGGCCAAGCAAGGGCAAGCUCCGUCAUGUUGCUCGUCGCACAUUCAUCGGCUCCCUCGUGGCACUUAUUUUAAGCUCUGGCAAUGUCUUUACACUGGUCUACUACCGUGGCCACGAGUACUCUGUGCUGUGCUUGCUCUCGUGUACGCUCGACGUAACCCUGAAUGCGUGUACGGUCCACUGGGUGACUUCGCGUGCACGUACCCCCCAACCAGCAGAGAAGGCCAGCCGUGGCGUCGCCAACCAGAACACUAACAACAAUGUUACAAGCACAGAGAAGCAGAUUGCGCCUACGGACACUCAUAUCUCUGUCACAGUGGAGUCUUACACAGACAAGUAUUAAUACUGCGCAUGAUGUCCCGCCGAUGGCUACAUAGAUGAUUUAGACAGCCAUUAGUGUCGUUUAGCGUGCAAGCAUAAAGAAUUUCGUCAAGAGGGUCGUGUGCACCGUUUAUCCGUGGCGU